Diceros bicornis minor is the source of this 1543-nucleotide messenger RNA. RefSeq names its product mitochondrial ribosomal protein L10 (gene MRPL10). The record is from RefSeq and is a predicted model, not a curated record. The transcript has 5 exons. Gene Ontology annotation, biological process: translation. Bases 38 to 826 code for a protein of 262 amino acids. Lineage: Eukaryota; Metazoa; Chordata; Mammalia; Perissodactyla; Rhinocerotidae. Gene Ontology annotation, cellular component: mitochondrial large ribosomal subunit. Gene Ontology annotation, molecular function: structural constituent of ribosome.
CCGUCUUUCUCGGCUCCCAUAGCUUUUUCCGGUGGCGAUGGCUGUGGCGGUGGCUGGGAUGCUGCGAGGGGGUCUCCUGCCCCAGGCGGGACGGCUGCCCACCCACCAGACUAUCCGCUGUGGCUCCAAGGCCGUUACUCGCCACCGUCGUGUGAUGCAUUUUGAGCGACAGAAGCUGAUGGCUCUCACUGAGUAUAUCCCCCCCAAACCUGCUGUCGACCCAAGAUGCCUGCCGCCUCCUCCCAAGCCCCCCCCAGAGGAGACAGGCCUCGUCCGGCUCCUCCGUAGGGAGAUAGCAGCAGUUUUCCGAGACAAUCGCAUGAUAGCUGUCUGCCAGAAUGUGGCUCUGAGUGCGGAGGAUAAGCUUCUUAUGCGGCACCAGCUGCGGAAACACCAGAUCUUGAUGAAGGUCUUCCCCAACCAGGUCCUGAAGCCCUUCCUGGAGGAUUCCAAGUACCAAAACCUGCUGCCCCUUUUUGUGGGGCAUAACCUGCUACUGGUCAGUGAAGAGCCCAAGGUCAAGGAGAUGGUGCGAGUCUUGAAGAGUAUGCCUUUCCUGCCCCUGCUAGGUGGCUGCAUUGAUGACACCAUCCUCAGCAGGCAGGGCUUCAUCAACUACUCCAAGCUUCCCAGCCUGGCCCUGGUGCAGGGGGAGCUGGUAGGAGGGCUCUCCCUCCUCAUGGCUCAGACCCACUCCCUGCUUCAGCACCAGCCCCUCCAGCUGACUGCCCUGUUGGAUCAGUACGUCAGACAGCAACACAAGGCAGACUCCGUCAUGCCAGCCAGUGGGCAGCCUGAUCCUCCUGACGCUGUUCCGGACUCAUAGCCAGCUUGUUGUACCCAGCCUGCCCAUAAAUACACUCUGCCCCUAUUGGCUGUGCUGUCCUCCCUUGGAGAUGUGGAAGAACUUGGGAUGGGGACUGGCAUUUGUUACCUGGCUUCCACUGACAACAGCCUCUUCAGAUACAGGGCCACUCAGAGAUGCAGAGAGAUUCCAUUUCAGAAUGGCAGCUCUUAAUCACUGUGUUUGUCCCUAGUUUUCCCAACUUGAGACCUGAUAGGAGCAGUCUCUUUCAGUUCUCCAGGUCCAAGGCAGAGAAGUUGAACAGACGAUAUUGCCCUCUGCUUCUGUGUUCACUGUCCCUUGCUGCAUGCAUCUCCCAACCUAUCUCCUUGUGGGUCCAGUGUGCCAGAAUAGCUCAACUAAUUUUGCUCAGAGUAGCAUCUGUUGAGAACCUCUAUGCCUGCCACCUUACGUGUAUUAGCUCCUUUAUUCCUCACCGUGUCAUCGCCAUCUCACAGAGGAGAAAACUGUAGGGCGGAGAAGUUACAUAGCCUGCCCAAGGUCAUGCAGUUAGUAAGUAGCAGAACAGGGACUUGAACCAGGCUCUCUCUGCUCUGAAGACCAUGCCCUGGACUUCUACACUAGAACUGCUCCAUUAGGGUCCCAGGUGUGCUUGGAUGUUAAUUCUCCACCCUCGGGGUGUGCCAUGUUCUGAAAAGGUUGGGAGCACUGCUUUAUGAUAAAAUGAAAUACAUUUUA